AUGGACUCUGGAUUUGCCUCCUCAUUCAUGCAGGAGCCUAGCUUUCAAACUCUCGGAGUCUCCGGCAUAUCUCUACCCAGUGACUAUGAUCCUACACAGCCUCUCGACCCAGGCCCUAUCUACGAAUUCAUGUCGUCGAGCUCGAACGUACAAGAUUUGCCUAUGCCGCAAUACAGCGAGGCUUUUCCUUCAAGCAACGGAACUUCAACAGUGGACAGUGGGUCAUCUGGAUAUUCUACCCAACCUCCCGUAACCACUGGGACUUUUGCGAACACGAGUACAAACACAAAUCACCCAUACGACACGCUCUCUACUACACCAAACAUGUUCGAGGAUCUUACACGGCAGUGGUCUACUGUCACGCAACCUCCAAGUGGUCCUCCAGCGGUCGGUGCGAUGCCUCGGUAUAAUUACUUUCCCACAACGAACACGAGCUCAACCCCCACUGUUCAGACCCCGAUGUUUGCGGCAGCCCCUAGAUCUUCAGGGACGCCAGGGGAGCCACGAUCCCAGCCACCUCCAAACCCUUUUGCGUUCGUCAUGGGUGCGGGGGAUACAAAUCCAGGAACAACAUACCGCGUAAGUCGUAAUGCGGCGGCAUUUCCUACAUCUGGUACGUCCUCGGUGAGCUCGUAUCAAAGAAGAAACCAAAGAACGACCACUUUGGCGCCGACCCCAGUAAUACCAGCUCAUCACAGGGCUCGAUCUAACCAGCUCUCGCGUGCACGAGCGCGACCUACGAGUACGACCUCCAGCAUGACUUACAAUCCCGCUUCAUCCACACAGCAACAGACAACGCAAAGUCAAAUGAGCCAACCCAUCGCCAGCACCUCCCUCAAUACGUCUACCAGAGCACGGCCUACAAAUAUGACCUCUAACACGACUUACGCUCCGGCUUCAUCCACGCAGCAGCAGACGACUCAAAACCAAAUAAGCCAUCCAGCCACCAACACCGCCCUCAAUUCGUCUACCAGAGCACUGCCUACAAGUGUGACCCAGCAACAGAUGACUCAAAGUCAAAUAAGCCAUCCAGCCACCAGCACCGCCCUCAAUACAUCCAGAUAUGCUCCAUCUACGAGACAUAUCGGGCGCUUGUAUAACCAAUCAAUGCAGCAUCAACCAUCACAACAUCAACCUUCACAGCACCAAUCGACGCAGCAAUCAAUGCAGCACCAGGCUACAAGUCAAAGUCUUGAGCUUGAGCUUGGCGAAAUCCUGCGAGACAUGCCCAGUCAAUACUAUGCCAUCGCCAGACAUAACCCAGCUGCAAACAACCUAGCUGCGUCCAUAAGCAAAGCGAAAAAAGUGCUAGCUACUUCAAAAGAAGUCCGCCCCGAGCCCAAGGAAUCAGACGAGUUGAACAUCAACAUGGAGUGCAAAAUUUGCAUGUGCCAGCUUGUUGACACCGUGCUGAUGCCCUGCGGACAUGCGAUUCUCUGCCGAUGGUGCGCGGAUGAACUCUUGCCUUCGUCUAAAGGGUAUCUAAAGGAAAGGGCAAACUGUCCUAUGUGCCGCGAACCCGUAAGACAAAGGCACCGCAUUUAUUUCCCCUAA
Aspergillus mulundensis is the source of this 1554-nucleotide messenger RNA. RefSeq names its product C3HC4 finger protein. The transcript has 3 exons. NCBI's taxonomy places the organism in Eukaryota, Fungi, Ascomycota, Eurotiomycetes, Eurotiales, Aspergillaceae. The record is from RefSeq and is a predicted model, not a curated record. Gene Ontology annotation, biological process: protein ubiquitination; ubiquitin-dependent protein catabolic process. The coding region runs from base 1 to 1554 and encodes 517 amino acids. Gene Ontology annotation, molecular function: ubiquitin protein ligase activity.